Messenger RNA from Eremomyces bilateralis CBS 781.70, 2528 nucleotides. RefSeq lists its product as uncharacterized. NCBI's taxonomy places the organism in Eukaryota, Fungi, Ascomycota, Dothideomycetes, Eremomycetales, Eremomycetaceae. The transcript has 4 exons. The record is from RefSeq and is a predicted model, not a curated record. Bases 185 to 2194 code for a protein of 669 amino acids.
CCCAAGACUUUCGCUUCAUAUUCUUCCCUCCUUUUGGGGCUCGAUUCAAUUCCGUCUUUUAUAAUGGCGUGCGCUUGCUUGCCUGUCACCUGCCAUCCUGCUCCGGUAGCAUGUAGUCGCCUGCGCCAAUGUCCUCACGAUAUUCGCUGCUGCUUCAUUCUCAGAUGAGCAGUAACACGGCGCUAUGUUGCUCAACGGGCUCAUUGUCGUGUUUUAUGUGCUAUCCCUAGCGGUCCCCGGUACUACAGCUAAUGACAGAGUUAUUCGACGGAACGGAAGAAGACAAGAGAGCGUCGUUAACUCAAACAUCUCUACCACCCGCAAACCGGAGCCUGAACGGACUAAACCACUCCCUACUACUCCUGAUGUCGAACUCCCUUCUAUAUCGAUCAUCUCUACCAUUCGCACGCCAGAUCCUCAACCAUCUAAAUCACUCCCUAUUGCCCCCGCUGUUGAACCUUCCGUGGCCGACCUUCCUCCCCUUUCAUUCUCGAACCCCGGCCUUCUCCUAACCACAAAGCCUACGGUACCGAACCAAAGCCGCAUCCCCCCUCAGCCGUCUGGCUCUCUCUUGACCACCGACGCUUCGCAUACACCAUUGCCACUGCCUACGGGAUCGCUUCGUACUGGGUCUCAACGCGUUAUCUCUAGUGGCGUCAAGACAAGCAGUAUCCACCGCAAGAAGCCACCGACACAUAAGCUUCCCUUCGCUGCUCCCGGACUCCCACCGAACAGUUCGUACUCCAUCGUCUAUGGCACGGGAUACACGGAUCAUCUACCCAGCUCAUCUCGCAACCGGACGAUCGGUACAAAUGCAACAAUUACCAGAGGCGCCAAUAGCACGUUCGGCACGUUCCCCACGCCUUCCUGUGGCGGUUGCAGAGUCAAUGUCGAAAGUGCUAGCGUGUUUUGGUGGUUCUAUGACAACUACUAUCAUGCCUCGCUAUACGUCAGUUCAACCUUCUUGCCGAACGGUUCCAUCGCUGCAAUGAUCACUCCGAUGAAGAAUGUCAAACCUUUUAAUAUCACAGCCGAGGCACAGAGCGCAAAGCUUCGAGUGUUCCAGAUUACGGAUGUCUUCGUACCAAACAAAACCUAUAUCGACUGGGACUUGGUCACUCCUACAAAUGCAGCCCCGUCAACCACCCUCGUUUCUCUUGCAGGAUACAACCCCAUCCCCGAAGUUACAACCAUGGCCUACAGUAACUUUACCGAACAAGUCCUCAUUUCGCAACCCAUUGCCAAAAUCCCAAUUACAGCCCGCAAUGGAGAUCCCGUCACCUUCAUCACCGAGCCCCAGAACAUAGUCUUUUUCUCCGAAUAUGAAAUUGUUCACAGCUCCCUUUACAAAUCCCGCUACCUAACGACGUGCUUGGAAACCACCACCACGGUCCCCUUCCAGACGCCGAUCGUCUUCGACUACGAUGGGCCAGACCUCUUGGGCAUCCCCUUCGCCCUAGGGCAGGUCUCAAACACCUGGAUGACGCGUCCGGAGUUCGGGCCGUGCACGGCGGGAUACUGGUUCGCGGUUCCGACCGUGAUUAUGGUGGUGAGGGUUGAAAUUUUCAUGAUGGAUUAUACGGGACGGUUCGGGAUGCAUACGGAGGAGACGGUGACGAGCUUGGAUAAACCGACAGAUAUCAAGCCGGAUUUUCCAAAUUUGCCGACGGUAAGUGGUUUUGGGUUCAAUUUGAAUACAUCCAUGCGUCCGAUUGCGGGCGUCGAGGCGACCAGUGCAAAUGUUGUGGGAGAUGCCAGAGAUUUAGGGGAGCAACAAGAGGAGGACCCUGCGGCCACCACGGCCACACAUGAAGAUACGAAAACCGUUACGGAUACGCCACCUUUGCCCACCGGCAAUGGCGCCGAGCUAACAGCGCCCUCUCCGCCCACCGUACCAUCUAGAAACGCCACUGGAAACUCUACCGACGACGCCUUCGCUGCCUUCGGCGCCCACACCGAACAGACCGUCACCGACCUAACCAACGAGGGCGAAGGCAUGUUCACGCCGCUCGUCGCCCACUCAGAGCAGCCAGUCGAGACACUGGAUGGACCUGGCCGCUCGGACGGGCGGAUACACACCGAACAGACCCUACCAGACAGUCCAAGCCCGACAUCCGUCCCGACAGACGGUCCAGUUCGUGAGCCCCAUUUUGAUUGCAUGGAUUGCCUCCCUGGUCGCGAAAGUUCCUGCUGAUUUUACCGUCGACUUAUCCCACGCGCUUGCUAUGGAGAAUGACCGGCUAACGUUUUAUUUCUUUUCGGUGUAGAUCCCCCCUCUUCCGGCUCAUACGCCGGGUGAUGGUCUUGGCAACAUGAUCAGCAUCAUCAACAACAUUCCGGGCAUUAUCAACAAUGGCGGAUCGAAUGGUGGUGGUGGUGGGCAGAAUGGCGGAUCCGGCGGCCAGGGAUCCGGUGGGGGUUCCAAUGGCGGAAGCGGAGGCGGAGGCGGAGGCGGAAGUGGCAGCGGAGGUGGGAGCGGAUGGGGAGAUGGAGGGAAUUCUGGAGGAGGCGUCGCUGCCGGUGGAUCG